AUGUCCUCCUCCGGUGAUGCGCAGCAAAAGAGAAACGAACAACGAGGACAAGAACAACAAAAUCAGCGUUAUUACGCAUAUAAACUCGGUCUGACCGGAUCGAUUGGCUCUGGGAAAUCCACCGUCGCGAAAAUGUUCAAAGAACAGUUACAAGUCCCAGUGUUUGACUCGGAUGCGGCGGUGCACGAGUUAUACGAAGAAGGCGAAGCGGUGACGAAGAUACGAGCGAUAUUCGGCGACGACGUUGUGGAUUCGGAAACGAAGAGUUCAAUCGAUCGGAAACGGUUAGGGGAGAAAGUCGUCGGCGUACCCGAGGAGAUGGCAAAGCUGGAAGCUAUCGUGCACCCGCUGGUGGAGGAGAAGCGGAGACGGUUCGUCGAGGAGUGCGUUCGUUCGAGGAGGAGGAAAGAGGAGGAGGAGACGAGCGCAGAAGACGCCGCCGACGAAACGGACGUGUUGGUGUUCGACGUGCCUUUGCUCUUCGAGAAGCAGUUGGAGAAUACCGUGGAUGGGAUUUUAGUCGUUUCGUGUUCGUCGGAGACGCAAAGGGAGAGAGUGAUGAAUCGAACGGUUGGCGCGAGGAUGAGUUUGGAGAAGUUUGAGAAGAUUCGGGAGAUGCAAAUGCCGGACGAGGAGAAGAGGAAGAGAGCGACGUGGGUAGUGGAUACCGAGAAGUCGUUGGAGGAGACGGAGAGAGAUAUCGAACGCAUCGUAGAUGAGAUUAGGAGUAGUAAGAGAGGAAGCGGGCGGUAA
This is a messenger RNA of Bathycoccus prasinos, 753 nucleotides long. Its product is annotated as dephospho-CoA kinase. Gene Ontology annotation, molecular function: dephospho-CoA kinase activity; ATP binding. Lineage: Eukaryota; Viridiplantae; Chlorophyta; Mamiellophyceae; Mamiellales; Bathycoccaceae. The record is from RefSeq and is a predicted model, not a curated record. The transcript has a single exon. Bases 1 to 753 code for a protein of 250 amino acids. Gene Ontology annotation, biological process: coenzyme A biosynthetic process.